GUGAGUCGAGUCAACACCUUCUCCUUCCCUGCUCCAUUUCCUUCUAUUCUAUUCUAUUCUUACCUUCCCUCCUUCCUUCCAUGGUCCCGCAAUCUCCUCCUCCUAUUAAUCCCCUCUCUCUGCCCUUCGUCUUCCUCUCCACCAAUGGACGCUUCCUUCGUAUCCCGAGCAAGGACCGCCAUCAAUUCCGCCGCGGCUAAAGCGGAGAAAGUCUUCACAGACAUAAAAAAUUCCGAUCCUAUCACUCAUCGAGAUUUGGAUAGGGAAUCACCCGGCGCAUCAACUCCGGAGCCCCAAACGGCCGUGGUUGAAUCGAAGAAUUCCAGUGAAGUAAAGAAUGAGAAAGUGAAGCCGAGGCCAAUAAAGAUCAAGCAAGAUUGGCAUGAGAGAUUUAGAAACAUAAGAAUAGGCAAAAGAGGAGCUGAGGAUAACAACAGGCCAGAAAAUUCAUCGAUGGCAUAUGCAAUUUUUGAUGACAACUUGUACCUUAUGGGUGAGAGAGAGUUCUCUCUUUCAAAAGAUUCCGUGGAAGGAGCAUUAAUGGAAGGUUCCAAGUCCGCGGAGACAGAUAUUAUCCCAUCAUCGCUGAUUGUGAAACAUUUGGCUGUAGCAAUUGAGGUGGGACAAAGCUACAACUCCAUGAAAGACGUCCUUGCAUCAUCCAGGGCUUCUUCACCAAUGAGAGAGAGAGCUAGCAAAAGCAUUUCAGCUGUGAAGUCACUAGUGCUACGAGAGAAGGAAGAUAAAUUGGGCAGUGAGUUUGGUACAGAUGAGAAAGUCCUCUCUGUAAUCAGUGCAUUAUUUAACGCAGAAGGAUGUUUUAAAGGGAGGAAUGUCUCUGGUUUGGAAGAAAUGCAGUUAAAAGCGACAUCUUUACUUAGGGAGAUUCAUGGUGUACCGGUUGAAAGUUUUGUUGUAAAGCUGUCCGAAGCUGUUGGUUGUUUCAAAACUGUGCAGAAAAUGGCAUCGUUUUGGUUGAGGGUUGUUUCAGAACUGAGAAGACUUUGGUACGAAGGACAGUAUAUUACAGGGGUUCCGCCAGAUAAUAUCCCGGAUCUGAAUUCUUGCCUGUUAUAUCAGCAACUACAGGUCAUCAACUGCUGCAUUUCAAGAAAAAAACGCCAUUCUGCUGCGGUUGAAGCACUGGAGUCUGUUACAGCUCGAGAUAGUUCAAAUGCUGAGGGUUGUACUGCUUCAGAUGGUGCACUUCCCCGAGAUCCGUGUUUCUAUGCCAGAACCAAGUCUGGAGAGCUUGUUCUUCGACUGGGAGCUGACAGAGAAUGCAAGAACCUGGCAAUGCUUGAAACUGGUGAACCUAUAUAUGCACCUGUGAUGCAGGAACCACCUUUGCUAACUGAAGAUCUUAUCAAGGAAACGGAGGAAUUUGUGCUAAGAACAGGAAGUGUCGGAGCGGGAUGCUCCCAACUGCUUGCAGACAUGCAGGCUUUCAAGGCAGCAAAUCCAGGUUCCAUACUGGAAGAUUUUGUAAGAUGGCAUUCCCCUCCUGAUUGGGUGGAAAAUGACAGUACUGAUUCCGUCAACACCUCCAGUGGUGGUGACCCAUCCGUCAAAGGGCAGCUCAGUCAGCGAAUGCAAAAAGAAGGCAAUUUAUGGCGCGAGCUUUGGGAUACAUCGAAGCCAGUUCCGGCUGUCAAACAGGCACCUCUUUAUGAUGAAGACCUGUCUGUGGAAGGAAUUCUGGAUUUCAUGGAGGAAAUGCCUCCCAGUGAUCUUUUCAAACAACUCUUCAUUGCUCUUUUGGGUUCAGGACUUGUAAUUGCUGAUUCCAUCCUAACCUCAAAUCCAAGCUUGGGUAAUCUGUUCAACGAGUGCAAAAAUUUUAUCGUCACCACAUGCCAAGGAAAUACUUGGAUUGAAAAACUCGAUGACAUAUGCCAGGUCUAUGAAACAGUCGAAGCGAUGAUUCUAAACCCGGACGAGGUAAUAAACAUAACAGUCCGUCCAGAAGAAACCACGCCAACAGGUGAACUAAAAAAUCGUUUCAAGAAACUCACCUUGAUCUUUGGAGGUAAAAACAAAUCCUCGUCCAAAGACUCGAAGACUAACAACAACAAUAGCAACAGCGGCAACAUGUUUUCAAAGAAGCCUCCAAAGGCGGCGGCGGCAGCUUCUCCAUCUUCGGCUGCGGUUACGGCUCCGAGUUUGGUCGAAAAUGACUGGACACUUGUAUGAUAUACAUAUGUGCUUCAAAUCUCUCAGGUGAAGAUUUUAGAAGGUUUGAUGCAUCCAUUAUCAUCUCUCUCUAUCUAUAUAUCAUUCAUCAAUGUGAAAUAAUGACAUUUUUGUUUCUAUCGUAACUUAAUUUUUUUGUGAAUCAGAUUCAGGAGGGGUUGGAAUAAAAUUUUGUGUUUUAAGUUGGAAAAAAGAUAA
Molecule: messenger RNA, 2391 nt
Organism: Andrographis paniculata
Lineage: Eukaryota; Viridiplantae; Streptophyta; Magnoliopsida; Lamiales; Acanthaceae
Exons: 14
Coding region: 145-2193 (682 amino acids)
Biological process (GO): positive regulation of GTPase activity
Molecular function (GO): GTPase activator activity
Source: RefSeq, a predicted model, not a curated record